CUCUAGUCUAGUAAUAAAUCUUUUGUGAUUUUGGGUCUAAGGAAAACAAAUUAGAGUUACAAACUCCUUCCAUCAAUGGCCACCUCAACCGGUUCCUCCAAUCCAUCUCCGGCUCCACUCCCUCCUAAAAUCUUGCUGGCAAAGCCGGGACUCGUCACGGGCGGCCCAGUCACCGGUAAGUUCGGCCGUGGCGAUGACGAUACGGCGUCGCAUCGGUCCCGCCUCCCUCCAAUUGGAUCGCUCAACCUCCUCUCCGAUUCAUGGGACUUCCACAUCGAUCGCUUUCUCCCGUUUCUAACAGAGAAUACAGAUUUUACUGUGGUGGGAGUGAUUGGUCCACCUGGGGUUGGCAAGUCCACCAUUAUGAACGAGCUUUAUGGUUUUGAUGCUUCUUCACCUGGAAUGCUACCGCCAUUUGCGAUAGAGACAGAAGAAAGUAGAGCAAUGGCAAGACAUUGUAGUGUGGGCAUUGAACCUAGGAUUUCUUCUGAACGCAUUAUACUUCUCGAUACCCAGCCCGUAUUUAGUCCUUCUGUUUUAGCAGAGAUUAUGAGACCUGAUGGCUCAUCCACAAUAUCAGUUCUAAGUGGUGAGUCUCUAUCUGCUGAAUUGGCUCAUGAACUUAUGAGUAUUCAGCUUGGUGUUCUCCUGGCAUCUAUUUGUCACGUAUUGCUUGUGGUAUCAGAUGGAGUUCAUGAUAACAACAUGUGGCGUUUGAUGUUGACUGUGGACUUGUUGAAACAUGGCAUAUCUGACCCAUCUUCACUAAUCCCUGCUCAUUCCCUGAGCUCAAAUUUGGGGCCUGAAAAGGAAAACAAAGAUAAAGUUCAUGAAAGUGAAGAGUAUAUGGCUGCUCCAGUUUUUGUCCAUACAAAACUGCAUGAUCAAGAUCUCACUCCACAUAAUAUUGUCCAAUUGAGGAAGGCCAUUUUACAAUAUUUUGGCAUGUCUUCCUUCAUGAGAGACAAAUCUGGAAAUAUGACCAAAGAUCAACCAUUUUCUUCUGUGGCUUCUGGUGCUCAGAGUAUUGAUCCCGAUUCUGUGUGGCCAAAUUUGUUUGUAAUCCCUCUGAAGAACAAGGAUGAAUCUCCAAGAGGUCAAUAUGAAAGUUACAAUACCUCACUACGGAAAAUGCGGGAUCAGGUUCUAUCCAUGAAGUGCCCUUCAUUUGCAAGGACUGUUUCCGAACGUGAUUGGUUGAAGAAUGUGGCCAAGAUUUGGGAACUUGUGAAGAGCUCGCCGAUAAUUGCAGAGUACAGCAAAACACUUCAAAGUUCUGGCCUGUUUAGGAGGUAGCCAGCCCAAGAAGGAAAACAGAAAAACACUUCAAGGUACCCAUGUUUAGGAGGUAGCCAGCCCAUGUAUUUCAUUUGUCUUUGCAAAAUCAUACAAUGGGCGGUUUAUUGAUUAUUUUCCCUAGUUAGCUUCUUUUGAUGUCUUAUAUAUGUACACGAGCAUGUGCUUGGUUUCCUUGUUGGGUCAAAUGCUUGGCUCGUGAAGAUGAUGGGCUGAUGACAAAUGAAAUCCCCGUUUUCCUUUUUA
Quercus robur (English oak) is the source of this 1542-nucleotide messenger RNA. RefSeq lists its product as uncharacterized. The transcript is spliced from 8 exons. Gene Ontology annotation, biological process: nuclear-transcribed mRNA catabolic process, nonsense-mediated decay. Lineage: Eukaryota; Viridiplantae; Streptophyta; Magnoliopsida; Fagales; Fagaceae. The coding region runs from base 76 to 1296 and encodes 406 amino acids. The record is from RefSeq and is a predicted model, not a curated record.